GCCUUUAUCACCUCGCAGCGCCUUGCCUUUAUCACCUUGCAGCGCCUUGCCUUUAUCACCUUGCAGCGCCUAGGCCGGAGUCGGAGCUGUUGAAGUUGGUUGAAAAGCUGGACCAGUCGGGGAUCUCUCAUCUUGGCCAGGCUCCACCCCACGCCAUUUCCCGUGUCCGCCCUGCUAUCCUUCUCACCGGCAAGCAGAUUCGCGAUCGAGCUCGAACCCACGCCAUAGAGCCAAAGGCCGCCAUGGAGCCAGAACCGACAUCAUCCUACGACGGCAACUGUCACUGCGGACGGUACCGGUUCGAAGUCUCUCUCUCUGCCAGAAUCUCUAGCAGCUUCGCGUGCAGCUGCACGCUAUGCGCCAAGAAGGGCUACCUAUGGCUCGCCAUCCCCGAAGGAGCGCUCAAGGUGACGAGAGACGACGGCUGCUUAACCGAGUAUCAGUCCGCAGCAGCAAGAGACAAGUUCUGCGGACACUGCGGCACAGGAGUAGUCGGUGAGCAUCUGGACGGGCCACUGCGCGGCCACUUGCUCGUCAACAUUCGGGCUCUACAGGGGGUCAACCCCUUCUCGCUGGAGGCGUCAGAUGCCAUCGAGGCCGUCGCUGGCCAAGACACCAGACUCUUCGAACCGCUAACGGCCCCGUCUGACCCCCCGGCCCAGCACCUGCUCUCGUGCCAUUGCGGAAACGUCAAGGCAGAGCUGCUAGCCCCGCUUUCCAGCCUGCAAGCAAAGGAAGACAACUGCAGCUCGUGCGUGAGGAACGCAUUCGUCGGCGUGUACCCCAACAAGGACCAGGUCAGGCUCCACGGCAAAGAGCACACCUCCGAGUACCAGUAUGGCCGGAAGUACAUCGGACUGGUCCACUGCAAGGCCUGCGGGGUCAACGUCUACAACACCGUCUACGGCCCGCCGCUCAGCGUCUUUGACAGCGUGCCGCCAGAGAGGAAGGAGCGCGUCAUGGCGGCCUACAGGAAGAAUCUCGCGUUGCAGCCCUUGAAUGUCCGGACGAUCGAGAAUCUGGACUUGGAGUCUGUCAAGGUGGAGAAGAGCGACGAGGGCACGGAAGGCUACGUGCUCGGACCGUGAUAUCAGUGGGAAUGCUUUCCCUUUCAUCUUCUUUUCUUGCCCUCUUCAUCUUUUCUUUGCCUCUUUAUCCCUCUUUAUCUUUUCUUUGCCCUCUUUAUCUUUUCUUUGCCCUAGUUAUCUUUUCGUUGCGCUCUUUAUCUUUUCGUUGCCCUCUUUAUCUUCUCUAGUGAGGAAACUUCCACGGCAUUGCACAGGAUAGGCAUCAAGGCAGAGCAGAGGCAACGUCGUUUCUGUUAUGGCGGCUAAUGCCAAAGCAUAACAUUGAAGUUCAAUUCAACCCUUCUGCUAC
Molecule: messenger RNA, 1377 nt
Organism: Lasiosphaeria miniovina
Lineage: Eukaryota; Fungi; Ascomycota; Sordariomycetes; Sordariales; Lasiosphaeriaceae
Product: glutathione-dependent formaldehyde-activating enzyme
Exons: 4
Coding region: 243-1088 (281 amino acids)
Molecular function (GO): carbon-sulfur lyase activity
Source: RefSeq, a predicted model, not a curated record